Molecule: messenger RNA, 2133 nt
Organism: Manihot esculenta (cassava)
Lineage: Eukaryota; Viridiplantae; Streptophyta; Magnoliopsida; Malpighiales; Euphorbiaceae
Product: probable sugar phosphate/phosphate translocator At1g48230
Exons: 10
Coding region: 610-1752 (380 amino acids)
Cellular component (GO): Golgi apparatus; endosome; trans-Golgi network
Molecular function (GO): antiporter activity
Source: RefSeq, a predicted model, not a curated record
UUUUCUUUUCUGGGCUUUGGACGAUGAAGCACGAGAACCACAGUCCCUGAUUUAUCAGUUACCACUCCCCAUUUAUUAAUGAGCGUUUGCGCUUGCACUUGCACACUCUUCAAUACUUGCCGUGCGUUUUCUUUCACUCUCCUCCUUUUUAAUUUUUCUUUUUGUGGAAAAAAAAAAACCUUUUUUUUCUUUUAUUAUAUUUUGGUGCAUUCGCAUCCAGAUUCGUUCUUUCCUGCUCGUGAAUUUUGAUCUUCUAAAUCCUCAUCUUUAACACUGCAUCAAUUUUGCCAAGAUUUUUUUUCUUUGCUUCUCUCGCUUCAUAGAUCGGAUCAGAGAGCUAUAUUUUCUUUAAAAAUCUUGGUUCGUAACUCAGAUAUUGCAUUGGAUUCGCUGCAUCAUCGCAUUUCCCUUGGUGAUUCACCCUAUUUGUCAAAUUUCAGGUACUCCAUUUCAAUUUCUGUCUCCAAUUUUUUGGAGGAAUCUGCAGUGAAUAAGUACACAGAAUGUGGUUCCUGUUAUUUCGAGUCAAGAUGUUGUAGAGACCAAACACUGAUAUAAUAUCGCCUUGUUUUCAUCAUUUUGUUGAACCAAAGAUUUGCGGCAGGCAAAAUGAUCAUCAACAAGCCACUUGUGUUGACUUACUUGUACCUUUUGAUCUACAUUUUGCUUUCUUCGGGUGUAAUCUUGUAUAACAAGUGGGUUCUUUCUCCAAAAUACUUCAACUUUCCAUUUCCCAUCACUCUUACAAUGAUCCAUAUGGCAUUCUCAGGGAUGGUAUCCUUUUUCCUUGUUCGUGUAUUCAAGGUUGUAUCUCCAGUCAAAAUGACUUUUGAAAUAUAUGCAACAUGUGUAAUACCAAUAAGUGCCUUCUUUGCAGCAAGUCUUUGGUUUGGUAACACUGCUUAUCUGUACAUCUCGGUGGCAUUCAUCCAGAUGCUGAAAGCUUUAAUGCCAGUGGCAACAUUUCUCAUGGCUGUUAUGUGUGGCACUGACAAAGCAAGGUGUGAUGUGUUCUUAAACAUGGUGCUGGUCAGUGUUGGAGUUGUCAUCUCUUCAUAUGGGGAAAUUCAUUUUAAUGUAGUUGGCACAGUUUACCAAGUCACAGGCAUCUUUGCAGAAGCACUGAGGCUGGUAUUAACUCAGGUCCUCCUUCAGAAAAAGGGCUUGACUUUAAAUCCGGUCACCAGUUUAUAUUACAUAGCUCCAUGCAGUUUUGUCUUUCUGUUUGUGCCUUGGUUUUUACUGGAGAAGCCUGGGAUGGAAGUUUCACAGAUUCAGUUCAAUUUUUGGAUAUUCUUCUCCAAUGCACUUUCUGCAUUAGCCUUGAACUUCUCCAUAUUCCUAGUGAUUGGUAGAACUGGAGCAGUCACCAUAAGGGUUGCUGGCGUUUUAAAAGACUGGAUACUGAUAGCCCUUUCAACUAUCAUAUUUCCCGAGUCUACAAUAACAGGAUUGAAUAUCCUUGGUUAUGCAAUUGCACUUUGUGGUGUUGUCAUGUACAAUUACAUAAAGGUUAAGGAUGUCCGAGCUUCUCAGCUGCCUGAAACUAUUCCAGAAAGGAUCACAAAGGAUUGGAAGUUCGAGAAGAAGUCAUCUGAUAUAUUCGUACCUAAUGACAACAGCGAUAACAAUGGAGGAGGUGGUGGAGUUGGUAAUUCUUCUUCUGAUCUAAAUGUUGAUGAGGAAGCCCCUCUAAUUUCAUCAAGGUUGUCGCAUAUUGGACGCACACAGUUUAGCAACCAUACUGCAUGAUUUUUUGAAAGCCCAACCAUAGAUUCUAUAUCCCGAGUGAGACUGAAGAAGCGAAACUACAAGGGAAUUCAAGUUCAGGCGUGGUGUGCAUCCUUUGAUUUCAAGAGAAAAUAUAUAUAUAUAUAUUUUCCCUUUAGUUGAAAGGUCAAGUAUUGUAUCUGCAGUUGUAGCAAUUGCACACAUCAAUUUCCUGCUAUAGUUCUGUAGAUGGUCGCUUAGGACCCAUCGCUGGGUGAACAAGCUCACCGUAAUACAAUCAACAUUUUGGGUAGGCCAUAGGCAUUUUGGCCAGUCCAGUUAAGAAUUUGAUGUCUCCAAUAGCUCAUAAUCUGUCGUGGAGAUUUUGUUUUCAAAUGAAGUUGACAAUUCUUACGUAGUUCA